This is a messenger RNA of Spizellomyces punctatus DAOM BR117, 2578 nucleotides long. RefSeq lists its product as uncharacterized. Gene Ontology annotation, biological process: lipid metabolic process. NCBI's taxonomy places the organism in Eukaryota, Fungi, Chytridiomycota, Chytridiomycetes, Spizellomycetales, Spizellomycetaceae. Bases 104 to 2362 code for a protein of 752 amino acids. The record is from RefSeq and is a predicted model, not a curated record. The transcript has 8 exons.
CGACGCAGGCGGCAAGGGCGGCCUAGAAGGGCUUUUUAAAAAGACAUUGGGCAUUUGGCAUCUUGCACUACUUGUAUGUUUACUGCUUUGGAGGGUUGAGCACAUGAUGGCAGUAGAGGCAGCAAUGGACAAGGUGAUGGACGACGGCAAGACAAUGGUACAGGAACCAGAAGGAGAGGACGAGGCACCAGCACAAGAGCCGACAACACCCAAUGGCACUACGAUCGAUUUUUCUACCUUGGACUUUGCGAGCUUGUCCCCGCAGGAUUUGGAAAAGUUGUACAUUGCAUCGGUAAACCAGGCAAAGGACAAACAGGCGAGCCAUGCUCCAGUCACUCCACGAACGAAAGCUGCGUCUUUGCACAAUCCUACGACCAUGCCGACGGCCACUAACGGAUUAUCAUGGGACAAUCAUCCUUCUACGAUGAUGGUGCAUUUGGAAGAUAUCAAACUCAACAAGCCAGUGACAAACAUUGUCGUGAAAUUCUCGUUUCGUCAUCGCAAGUUUAAGACCUCCGCGGGAGCGUAUCCCAAUGGACAUGGGGAGACGAAAUUCAAGUUUGAUGUUACGUAUCAUGCCUUGCUUUUUGACCACCUAAAGGUCGAUAUCUAUGAGGCUGGGUUUUUGGGAUCUCACAUCGGACGGGCCCACAUCAGAUUGUCAAGAUUGCCACAAGUCUUGGGUGAUAUUGAGCACACUUACUCGCUCAAUCACCGAAAGGCGCACCGCAGUCCCAAGCUGGCCGGGAAGCAGAUUGGAGAAAUAACGAUUGGGUUCAGUUUCAUUGGUGGGCGGCGUAGUACUCGCUUGGAUCGGAGUUACAGUACAAGCAGUAGUAAUCCACCAUUGUCUCCGUCCAUUCCGGGGCACCGGAACCGCAUGGACUCGAAUGUUUUCCCUGUCGACGAGAUGACGGGCAAUACGGAUCACGAGCAGGAGGCGGCAGAGUUCUUAGAGUACUUGCAAAAAGAGCAGCAGAAUGGCGACGCUGAGUCAAUCUAUGCCCGGUCUCGAUCAAAGAGCUUUGACGAAACGCGGUCUGUCAUCAGCAUGCGGACGUCUUCCAGCUCGAAUGUAAACGAGAAGAAGAGGAGACCCACUCUCAUUGCCGAAAACACACUUAUGGGAUUGAAAGAAGUAUCUGAACUUGCGUCUGCCUUUUUCGGCACUGGAUGGAAGAUUAGUAAAAUGGAGUUUGCACGAGCGUUGAUGUUUGUGCAAAAGUACUAUGCGAAAUAUCAUCCCAAUCCGCGCACCAAUGACAUUGUCACUGAUGAACGACAGAUCCGAGUAGCUUGCUACUUUCUCAAUUACGCCAUGACGGCGUACGGCUCACUCGUGCUAAACUACUUUGGUUACGGCAAGGGUUACGCUCGUGAUUUUGUGCGUCCCAAAAACGACUCAAAGACUGCGUGUGAACAUUUGGGGUUGGCGAGAUCUGACAUGCUCGCGUAUGAUUUUGAUCUGAAGCUUUUCAAGCCUCAAUUUUUCAUUGCGAGAGAUCCCAAGCUGAAUGCGAUUGUAGUUGUCAUCCGAGGAACCUUUAAUGUUCACGAGUGCAUCACCGAUGCUUGCGCCGAAUACGAGCCAUUUUCUCACGGUUACGCUCAUAGAGGUUUCCUUCGAUGUGCCCAAUACCUUGAAGAUCACUUCCUCGACCGCAUCAAAGGCUGGGUACGACAAUACAAGUGCAACGCCUUAUAUCUUAGUGCCCAUUCGCUUGGUGCUGGUGUUUCGUCCCUGUUUACCAUGAUCCUCCAUGGCCAUCUUGAAGAGUUUAGGGAAAUCUCUGGCAAUUCCAAGUUUAAGCUAAAGUGUUACAACGUUGCGACUCCGCCGUGUGUGAAUGAGGAGCUAUGCCAAGAGUUUGAGCCGUACAUUGAGACUUAUGUCAACGAGAAUGACAUUGUACCAAGAGCCAGUUUUGGUGCGAUCAUGGAUUUUCGGGAAUUGCUAAAAACUGCACAUGGCUUGCUGAAUGAGAAGAAACUUACUACUCAGGAACGGAUGACUCGAUUGGCCAACCACCAUACCCACCUCAAACAAUCCAACGAGCACCCCAAAGUCUACAUUCCCGGCACCAUCUACUAUAUGUACAAGACAUCUCGUGUACUCCAUUCCUCCACCAAGCGACCACCAAAGGAGGAUGAAAUCAACGAAGAUGCCAUGACAGGAAAUCCGUUGAUCGACGACAUUGUCCCUCAUUACCUUGUGGAGCGGAGUCAAAAGGAAUUGUUCUGUAACAUUCAGUUCAAGAACAACUUUUUGUACCAUCAUUUUCCAAACAAGUAUGACAAUGCCUUGAGAAAGGCACACGAUUACCUUGAAGAAAAGCGGGACGUGAUCAAGCGGUUACAAUGAUACUCAUGCGAUUCCCCUUUCUUUUAUUAUUUCCAUACGUCGGUAGACUGUGUUUUUAAUGUUGUUGGUAAACAUUGUAGACGUGUAGAUUAGACCGUUAGUAUGAGAUAUGGAUAUUUUCUGUGUUGUGUAUAAAGUAGAUAUGGCUAUGUAGACUGUACGAUGAUACUCUUGUGUGUGUUGGAUUAUCUAUGAACAUGUGCGCUUUCUUUUCCA